Messenger RNA from Penicillium macrosclerotiorum, 1707 nucleotides. Its product is annotated as 2-(3-amino-3-carboxypropyl)histidine synthase subunit 1/2. Lineage: Eukaryota; Fungi; Ascomycota; Eurotiomycetes; Eurotiales; Aspergillaceae. Gene Ontology annotation, biological process: protein histidyl modification to diphthamide. Gene Ontology annotation, molecular function: 2-(3-amino-3-carboxypropyl)histidine synthase activity. The record is from RefSeq and is a predicted model, not a curated record. The coding region runs from base 1 to 1707 and encodes 568 amino acids. The transcript has a single exon.
AUGGGUUCUGCAAUGGAGGCAGCACCAGUGCUGUCGACUCCAGAUGCUCGCAUUCUCGAGGAGACCCAGCCUGUCUCCGGCGACGCGAAAGCCCACUCUGACGCCGAACUCUCCAUCACCUACGAUAUCGAGCGCACACUGCAAGAGAUCCGCCAGGCGCGGUACAAGCGCAUCGCCCUCCAAUUUCCAGAUGACAUGCUCCCCGAUGCGCCGCGAGUCUUUCAACUCCUAAGCCGUGGUCUCAACACCGAAGAAGUCGCGAGCGCGAAUGGUACGAAUGGCGCGCCGGCCAUUGCCCCGCCAAACGGCCCUGAUACAGAGGAAAAAAUCGCGCAGUCAGUAUCUCGGCUGUCUGUGGCAGAAGACUCGGAGAAGUGGUCUCCUCGAUUAUAUAUUCUGGCCGACACUUCCUACGGCACCUGCUGCGUGGACGAGGUGGCCGCCGAGCAUGUGGAUGCGGACGUCGUAGUGCACUACGGACGAUCCUGCUUGUCCCCGACGGCCAGAUUGCCAGUGAUCUAUGUGUUUACGCACAAGGCAUUGGCCUUAGACCCGGUGCUAAAUGCCUUCAAGGAGAUCUACCCUGACCUGGCCACGAAAGUGGUCCUCGCUGCCGAUGUCACAUUCUCGGGCCAUGUGUCUGCACUUCACGCUCGCCUGGUAGCGGAGGGUUACCUCAAUGUGUUUGCCACUGAAGUUGUCCACGAGCCCUCCUCCGCCAUUCCCAAUCGCACCGUACCUGAGUCGGUUCGAGAAGCCCCCGCAACCCUUGCAGACUGGCAGUUAUUCCAUAUUUCCGACCCGCCAACGGCUCUGCUCUUAACUCUUGCUUCUCGUGUCGCCGCCAUCCAUAUCUAUCCCACGAAUCACCCGAGCAACAGUAAUGUUAAACCACUGCCAGCAUCCACCUCAGCCGCCCUACGCCGGCGCUAUGCAGUUCUCACUUCCUUGAACACUGUUCCGAUCUGGGGCAUCUUGAUCAACACCCUGAGUGUCAAGAACUACUUGCACAUCGUGGACCAUGUGAAGGAGCAGAUUGCCGCCGCAGGCAAGAAAAGUUAUAUGUUUGUCGUGGGCAAACUCAACGCUGCCAAGGUGGCCAACUUCAGCGAGAUUGGUGGCUGGGUGGUCAUUGGCUGCUGGGAAAGCUCGCUUGUUGAUAGCAAGGAUUUUUGGAAGCCCGUCAUUACCCCCUUUGAAUUGGAGCUCGCGUUGAAGGACGAUACCGAGCGGGUAUGGACGGGGUCGUGGCAGAGUGACUUCCAAGCUGUCUUGGACAAGCCUGCGGAGGAAUCGACCGGCGAUGAACCGGCCACACCCAACGGGGACGCGGAUGAGGAUGACAUGUCGGAACCCGAAAGUGCUGCGCCCGAGUUUGACCUGCGCACUGGACGAUACGUCUCGCAUUCCCGUCCUAUGCGCGAUCCCGCACCCCGCGCCUCCUCCCAGAUCGAUGGGUCGACUGCGGCUGGGCCAUCUGCUGCUAGAGCCCUUGCGCGGCGAGCUAAGGGGGAUUUAGCGAUGAUCGGCGGCGCCGUAUCACCCGGCGCCGAAUUCCUGCGGUCCCAGCGGACUUGGAAGGGGCUCGGGAGUGAUUUCGAUAUCCGGUACGAUGAGGAGGACCGAUCGGACAGCACCUUGGUCCAAGAAGGGCGCAAGGGCAUCGCGAGGGGCUACACAGUGGGCGAAGCGACCGAGAAGCAUUAG